This is a messenger RNA of Phyllotreta striolata, 366 nucleotides long. The record is from the annotation of a GenBank genome assembly. Lineage: Eukaryota; Metazoa; Arthropoda; Insecta; Coleoptera; Chrysomelidae.
AUGAAUACAGAAAAGGUUUAUGAAGCUGUUUCAAGACUUUUGAGACUAUUGGAACGCGAAAAGAUUAUCCAUAUAGCUAAUUUGGACAAUUUGAAGAGUUUCUUUGGAAUUUCGACCGUUUUCUUCUGUUUUCAAGACUACUCUGCCUUCAAAAUGAAUACUGAAAAGACUUUCGAGAGACUAUUGGAACGCGAAAAGAUUAUCCAUAUAGCUAAUUUGGACAAUUUGAAGAGUUUCUUUGGUAUUUCGACCGUUUUCUUCUGUUUUCAAGACUACUCUGCCUUCAAAAUGAAUACUGAAAAGGUUUAUGAAGCUGUUUCAAGACUUUUGAGAGACUAUUGGAACGCGAAAAGAUUAUCCAUAUAG